UAUGGCCACACAGUCCAGAGACUAUGAUCGUCCCACAAACUGGAACUCCUGAAUAGAGGAAACGUGUGAAACACAAGGAAAACAAAAGAGUCGUUUACAGUGAAAAUGGAAACCAUGCAGGAGUUGAUCCCAUUUGCCAAAGAGAUGCUCAGUCAGAAACCUAGUCGGAAGCUGCUGAAACUGUAUCUGCUUGGCUCCGUGUUCGCGGUGUUGGGCACAGCUAUCGGCUUGGUGGAGACUCUGUGCCAACCCUUUUCCUCGGGUGAGCCGAUGGACGCAGAGAUGCUCCUCAUGUUGAACUCAGAGCACGUUAAAGCUGAAGCACAGCCAAGCCGAGGCAUAGAACUGCAGAAGCAGGAGGAGCAGGAAGAGGAGCAAGAGGAGGAGCUUGUUCAAGAGACAAAAACUAAAACUGAGAACCUAAGCCCAUCUAAGACGUAUAGGCUCAUCCAGAGGAGUUCAGCCAACCGCCUCCAUGCUUCCUGAAUCCAAGGCCGUCAAAGUUACGUGACUUGAAAUAUUUAUUGGCUAAACCACUUUACUGUGCCACUGACUGAUCGGAAGCAUCUGAUAAUAUGCUUCAAACUAGUGACAGUGGCCUGAACACUGAAAAUGUGUCAUCUCACCUUAGAUAUUUUGGGAUUAUAAAACGUACAGUGUAGGUAAGAUUAAGGCAACAAACAGUGGGAUGCUUGAAAACCUUUAACAUAAAGUUCUGCAAAACAGGCAGAGGUUUCUAGAGACAAUCAAAGAGUUUUUGAUGACAUGAAGAGUCUCUGCAAGCAGCAGCAGGAUGUGAGUUCAGCUGUGAGAAGCUUACUGUGCAGUGCCCCCUACUGGCAGCUGGUUGUGGAUAAAAAAAGCAAACGGUCAAGACCUCAGGCACUGUAGAAGGAUUGCUGUAAAUGUGCUCUAACUGUAAAUAUUCAAUAUUUUUGUUACUUUCUAUUAAAGUUUUUUCCUUGAUCAUG
Messenger RNA from Cyprinodon tularosa, 971 nucleotides. It is a transcript of the gene g0s2, whose product is annotated as G0/G1 switch 2. The record is from RefSeq and is a predicted model, not a curated record. The transcript has 2 exons. NCBI's taxonomy places the organism in Eukaryota, Metazoa, Chordata, Actinopteri, Cyprinodontiformes, Cyprinodontidae. Bases 106 to 486 code for a protein of 126 amino acids.